AUGUCGUAUCUUGCUGCUGCUGCUGUUGCUGCUGUUGCUGCUGUUGCUGCUGCUGUUUGCAGGGGAAAGCAGGAGGUGCUGAAGGCAGAGCAAUUGCUGCUGCAGUUGCUGCGCUCUCGUGCUGGCAGCAAAGGAGUGACGGAGGACGAAGCAAAUGAUUUGCUGACGGAUGUAGAGAACAGCAGCAGCAGCAGCAGCAGCAGUCUUACAGGGAGACGGCUGCAGCAGCUAGGAGACUAUCUGUUCCGCGUGCUGCUGCGGGUGCAUGCAGAUGCAGCAGCAGCAGCAGAAGAGAGCGAGGAAGAAGCAAUGGCAGCAGCAGCUGAUCAACCAGAUAUCCUUGAUGAUGACUGGGAGGUUUACCUCUAA
Eimeria maxima is the source of this 369-nucleotide messenger RNA. RefSeq lists its product as hypothetical. The transcript is spliced from 3 exons. Bases 1 to 369 code for a protein of 122 amino acids. NCBI's taxonomy places the organism in Eukaryota, Apicomplexa, Conoidasida, Eucoccidiorida, Eimeriidae. The record is from RefSeq and is a predicted model, not a curated record.